This is a messenger RNA of Callorhinchus milii (elephant shark), 3050 nucleotides long. RefSeq names its product ceramide synthase 3a (gene cers3a). Gene Ontology annotation, cellular component: membrane. Gene Ontology annotation, molecular function: sphingosine N-acyltransferase activity; DNA binding. The record is from RefSeq and is a predicted model, not a curated record. The coding region runs from base 274 to 1422 and encodes 382 amino acids. The transcript is spliced from 12 exons. Gene Ontology annotation, biological process: ceramide biosynthetic process. Lineage: Eukaryota; Metazoa; Chordata; Chondrichthyes; Chimaeriformes; Callorhinchidae.
UUAAGGUGUAGUUAAGCAUACUAUCAGGUUAGUCAGUGCAGGAGCAUUAACUGAGGGUGUGACCUUAGGAUUUUCAACGAACCUCACUGACUGUGUGUGUGCACAUGUACCGUAGUAGAAACUUACAAGAUAACUAGUGUUUGAAUCAUUAAUCCCUCGUGUUGCUUCUGCCAUCCCUCAGUUUGUGUGUUUCACAGUAGAGAAGUAAAGGCCGAUUAUAUUGCCCUAUUGAGAUGGUGUCAGUAUUGCCUUGGGUGGAAAAGGGAAAAAGUAAUGGAAAAAGGAAAAAGGAUGUUGCAGUCAGUGAGUGAUUGGUUUUGGUGGGAUCAUCUCUGGCUACCUCGAAAUCUAACAUGGACAGAUCUUGAAGAUCAGGAUGGCUACGUCUAUGCCAAAGUCUCUCAGUUAUACAUCACUCUGCCCUUUGCUGUUGUUUUUAUCAUAGUUAGAUAUUUCUUUGAAAGAUUGAUAGCUACACCUUUUGCCAGAGUUCUCGGUCUUAAGGACAAAGUGCGUCUGAAGGUGGUGCAUAAUGCCAUUUUAGAAAAGUUUUUUACAUCAAUCACUAAACAUCCAACCCAGCCACAGAUAGAAGGAUUAGCCAAAAAAAACAGCUGUACCCUACGUCAAGUGGAGAGGUGGUUUCGAAGGAGACGCAAUCAAGACCGACCAAGUUUGUUGAAGAAAUUCCGAGAAGCUUCUUGGCGAUUUGUAUUUUACCUCCUGGCAUUUAGUGGUGGCAUUGCAGUUCUAAUCGAUAAGCCGUGGUUUUAUGACACAUCAGAAGUGUGGGUUGGAUAUCCCAAACAGACUUUAUUGCCUUCGCAGUAUUGGUACUACAUCAUUGAGUUGAGUUUUUACUGGUCACUCGUGUUCAGUAUUGCAUCCGAUGUAAAGAGGAAGGACUUUCGGGAGCAAAUCAUUCAUCAUUUAGCAACCAUCAUCCUCAUAAGCUUCUCGUGGUGUGCCAAUUAUAUUCGUGUGGGAACUCUGGUUAUGGCUGUACAUGAUGCGUCUGAUAUCCUAUUGGAAUCUGCCAAGAUGUUGAAUUAUGCUGGUUGGAAAUCUAUGUGUAACUCAAUCUUCAUAGUCUUUGCUCUGGUAUUUAUAAUCACUAGACUUGUCAUCUUCCCCUUUUGGAUCAUCCAUUGUACCUGGGUCUAUCCAGUAUACUACUACCCUCCAUUCUUUGGAUAUUAUUUCUUCAAUGCAAUGCUUUUGGUCUUGCAGCUGCUACAUAUUUUCUGGGCAUACCUCAUUCUACAAAUGCUAUCCAAGUUCCUAUUCAACAAACUGGAUGGAGAUGACAGGAGUGAUCAAGAAGAGUGUGAUAUGAGUGAUGAUGAAGAUGAAAGCCUAAACAAUGGUGCUGGAUCGAAUAGUCAUCCUCUUAAGAACCGUCAGCAUGAUCACAUAAACUGAGAACACAUCCUUCCACAGAUUCUUGUUGCAUCAAUAAGAAAGUCCAAUGAGAUCUGAGAACAAUACUUGUGAACUGAAGUAUUCAAGAAAAAAGUUAUGUUUAAUGUACUUAUUAGGCCUGCAGGAGUGCUGUUGGUAUGUAAUCCGUAAUAGUUAGUGACCACGUUGCAUCUUAGCCAAGAUACUGCAUUAAUUUAGGGAAACAUUGUAAAUCUGCUGAUCAGUAAAUAUUUGCCCAAUGAAGCACACAUUUGUUUUACUAUAAAUAUGUCCUCCAAUUGGUCUGGUCUGAUUCAACAUACCUUCCAAUAUAUUUGCUGUAAUUGUACAGUUCCUAUGUCAACUUCAUUUGUAUUGAGUUGAAUCACUGCAAAUCGUGUCGUAGGAGUUUGGUAAAAUUUCUGUAGAUCCAGUAUCAUGUGAAUCUGCUCUAAGGACUAUUGAUACAUAAUGGGCCAAUCGUUCCUCCCAAUUGCAUUGUUAUGAACAAGAUUGCAAAAAAAAGUUUUAAAAUUCAACCCUUGAUGCAAUUGAAUCCUAGAUCAACACUAAACUCCUAAAUUCUUCCUGCUGACUUUCUCCCCCUGAAAUGCAAAGCUCUAGCACAACAAGAGCUAAAACACCAGCCAGUUUUGGUUAUAUUCGCACAGUGCUAGGUUUACACAAUCUCGUCACAGUGGUAUUCUCAUUAACCUUUCUUCUGCUCUAUAAGAAUUGAUCUUAAGAAUGCUUUGCUGUUUUCCAUUGUUAUUCUGGUCUCGGCUCAGUUCUUGACUGUACAAAUCUUAAGGCUCAAUGCAUUUUAGAUCCAAAAUCUUGCAUCAGUACAUUUCCACUCUUCAGACAGGUUAAGGUAUUUGAAACAUUCAAUAGAUGGAAGCCAUCCCUACACAGUUAGUGGGAAAGCUGUUUAAUUAGCUGAGUGGGUCAGACGCAACAAUAUGAAACAGUAAGCUUAUUACUCUCAAUAGUGCUUCAGUUUUUAUUGUAUUCAGAACUUUUUGGGUAGUAUUUAGAAAGCUAUAAUCUUACAGACAAAACAAAUCAUGCUGAGAUGAAGUAAAAAAUAUACCAAAAAUUGAAGUUCCUUCCCUGUAAAUGUAACAUAUAAUUGAAUAGGAAAUGUACUGGUUGUUCUACGGUAGUAAUUGAAUUUGACAGACAGACUUGCACUUCAGUCAAGUUUGGUUACAACCUACUUCUGUGCCUCCAUUAAUGUUUAAUUCCGCUUUGUUAGUAACCUGUGGAUGUCAGUGUUGAACGGUGGCGAUUAGCAUAGGAUUGUGAGCUAAUGAAUUCCAAAGUAGAAUGAUGGCCCCUUGACUGUAAUGCCACCUUUGUGUAAUCAAGAACCCCUUUGUACUGAUUAAAUGGGGACUUAAUAGAGCUUGCAGCCCAAUAUCAAACUAAGUUGAAUUGCAACUGGAACCUUGCCAUUUGCAUUGUUCUUGCAUUUUGGUAGGUUACUGCAUUCUUUUAAACAAAGUAACCAAAGUAAUCAGAAUCCAAACGUGUCUUGCAAAAGAACUAUUUUUGCUACUUUUCCUUUAUUUAUGCAUUAAGCAGGUUUGGGAUAACGAUGAUGUAUCUUAAGGUUUCUGUUCUGCUUUACAAAUGUGAAAAUAAAA